Molecule: messenger RNA, 1424 nt
Organism: Parastagonospora nodorum SN15
Lineage: Eukaryota; Fungi; Ascomycota; Dothideomycetes; Pleosporales; Phaeosphaeriaceae
Exons: 4
Coding region: 217-1260 (347 amino acids)
Biological process (GO): proteolysis
Cellular component (GO): fungal-type vacuole
Molecular function (GO): aspartic-type endopeptidase activity
Source: RefSeq, a predicted model, not a curated record
AUCCAUGCCUCCCCCCCUACCCGCAUCUCUCCUUCCCUCCGGCUAGUUUACCCUACCCAUCCGCCACCAGAAAGAACAGCGAUGGUAACCCGCGGCCUAGGUCGCGGGCGCCACGGCCGGCAUGCCACCGCAUCCCGCUGAAAGAAGGUUCCUCUAUCGGAGCAGCUUAAGCACGCCGACAUCCAGCAGCAGGCUGCUGCGCUUGGUCAGAAGUACAUGGGCAUACAGGCCAAGUCGCACAUGGAGCAGGUCUUCAAAGCGCCCUACAUCGCCGACGGCAGCCACCCGGUGCCCGUCAGCAACUUCCUAAACGCCCAGUACUUCUCCGAGAUCUCCCUCGGCACGCCACCCCAGACGUUCAAGGUCGUUCUCGACACCGGCAGCUCCAACCUCUGGGUGCCGUCGUCUGAAUGCAACUCGAUUGCAUGCUACCUACACACCAAGUACGACUCGUCGUCGUCGUCCACAUACAAGAAGAACGGCACCUCGUUCGAGAUCCGCUACGGAUCCGGCGAGCUGAGCGGCUUUGUGUCAAACGACGUCUUCCAGAUUGGUGACCUCAAGGUCAAGAACCAGGACUUCGCCGAGGCCACCUCUGAGCCUGGACUCGCGUUUGCCUUCGGCAGGUUCGAUGGCAUCAUGGGCCUUGGCUACGACACCAUCAGUGUAAACAAGAUUGUCCCACCUUUCUACAACAUGCUCGAGCAGGGCCUCCUUGACGAGCCCGUCUUUGCCUUCUACCUCGGCGACACCAACGCCCAGCAGGAGUCUGAGGCGACCUUUGGCGGCAUUGACGAGAGCCACUACAGCGGCAAGCUGAUCAAGCUUCCUUUGAGGCGCAAGGCCUACUGGGAGGUUGACCUCGAUGCCAUCACUUUUGGCAAGGAGACUGCCGAGAUGGAUGACACUGGUGUUAUUCUGGACACCGGCACAUCGCUUAUUGCUCUUCCCUCCACCAUUGCCGAGCUUCUGAACAAGGAGAUCGGAGCCAAGAAGGGCUUCAACGGCCAGUACACUGUUGAGUGCGACAAGCGUGACGGUCUGCCCGACCUCACCUUCACGCUCACUGGCCACAACUUUACCAUCAGCGCUUUCGACUACAUUCUUGAGGUUCAGGGAUCUUGUAUCUCUGCCUUCAUGGGUAUGGACUUCCCAGAGCCAGUAGGACCUCUUGCUAUUCUCGGCGAUGCGUUCCUCAGGAAGUGGUACUCUGUCUACGAUGUCGGCAACAACGCCGUCGGUCUUGCCAAGUCCAAGUAAAGGUUCUGAUAUUGUAUGUCCUGCACGUUGAUUGAAGUACUUUGGUUCGUCGGUUGAAAGCUCUUGGAUCAGAAUGUUCGUACGCAUAGUAGCUUGCGUCUUUGGUUUGAUACAUGGAUAUGUCGAUUAGCGCGAAUCAAAUCAGGAAUGAAGCAAGCCAAGUG